Molecule: messenger RNA, 2274 nt
Organism: Hemicordylus capensis (graceful crag lizard)
Lineage: Eukaryota; Metazoa; Chordata; Lepidosauria; Squamata; Cordylidae
Product: zinc finger protein 883-like
Exons: 9
Coding region: 144-2180 (678 amino acids)
Biological process (GO): negative regulation of transcription by RNA polymerase II
Molecular function (GO): DNA-binding transcription repressor activity, RNA polymerase II-specific
Source: RefSeq, a predicted model, not a curated record
AUGGCAGCGGAGGAGUCUCUGUAAGAACUGCUGGGGCAGAAAAGCAAAGGAAAAAAAAGAAUCGGCAGCAUUCGAGGGAUCGGCUGGGCAGGGAAGCAACUGAGGAUUUCGCUUCUGAAAGGAUUCGUGAAAUUCCUAAUGUGAUGGAACAAGGAGAGGAGCCUCAUAUUCCAGAUCUCCAGGGAUCAGAGGGCACCAAGACUUUUCCAAAUGUUACCUCGGGUUUUCCUAAUGUGAAAGAAGAAGAAGAGGAGGAAGAACAGCUGCGGGUACCAAAUCACCAGGGCUGUGAGGGAAGCGAGACCAUCCCAGGUGCUCAGUCAGGGUUCCCUGAUGUGAAGAUAAAGGUGAAGGAGGAGGAGGACCCGUGGCUUCCAGAUCAUCAGGUUUUUGAAGAAAACAAGUCACUCCUAACUGCUGAUUCAGGAUUUUCAGCUCUCAAAUCUGAAUUGACUCCCCAGCCACAACAAGGGGAAGAGCCUUGGAUUCCGAAGCAAAAGGUCUUGGGUGAAAAUGAGGACCCAGAUCACAAGUCAGGUUUUCCUGAUGCGACAGCAAAGGUGGAAGGAAAUGAAUCUUGCAUCUGUAAUCUUGAAGGCUCAGAGCAGAGCGAAACGGCCCAAGGAUCCUGCUUGGAGUUUCCUAUUGUGACAGUAAAAGUGGAAGAAGAAGAGGAGCCAUGGGUAUCAGAACAUCAGGGCUACGAGGAAGGAUUCCCUGGUGUGAUAAUAAAGGUGGAACCAGAAGGAGAACGAUGGGGCUUGGAUCUCCAGGCUUCUGAGGAAAGUGCAGCUGUCUCAGGAGUUUUGUCAGGUAACGGGUGUGUGAAAGAAGAGGAGACUUUUCUUCCAGGAAACAUGAAGCAGGUGGACUACAAUAAAGCAGCAUUCGUUGUGGCCAAAGGGAAUGUCUUCCGGUGCCUGGGGAAGGCUGACCAGUACAGAGCUGAAAGGCAGCAGGGAAGCCAUUCAGGGAAGAGAGCUGGAAAGAAACCAUACAAAUGUUCUUAUUAUGGAAAAAUCUUCAUUUGGAGAAAAUACUUCCUGGCCCAGGAGAGAACCCAUGCAGGAGAGAAACCAUAUACGUGUUCAUUUUGUGGGAAGACCUUCCACGUGAGAUCAUACCUUCUGGCCCACGAGCGAACCCAUACAGGAGAGAAACCACACAAAUGCUCGCUUUGCGGGAAAGGCUUCAAUGUGAGGUCUUACCUGAUUGCCCACUGGAGAACCCACACAGGAGAGAAGCCGCACAUAUGCUCAUUCUGUGGGAAAAGCUUCAGUGGGCGGUCAAAUCUUAACAGACACCAAAGAAGCCACACGGGAGAGAAACCAUAUGCGUGUUCAGUCUGUGGAAGAAGUUUUAGCCAUAAAGCACACAUGAUUAGACACGAGAGAAUCCAUACAGGAGAGAAACCCUACAAAUGUUCACAGUGUUUGAAAAGCUUCAGCCAGAGUUCCACACUCAUUGCACAUGAGAGGACCCACAUGGAGAAGCCCUAUAAAUGCUCACACUGUGAGAAAAGCUUCAGCCAGAGCACCAAGCUUGCCACACAUGAGAGAAGCCACACGGGAGAGAAACCCUAUGAGUGUCCCGCCUGUGGGAAAGGCUUUAACCACAGGUCAGAUUAUAUCAUACACGAGAGAACCCAUACAGGAGACAAACCGUACGCUUGCUCCAUCUGUGGGAAAGGAUUCAGCGGGAGGUCCAACCUUACUAGACAUGAAAGAAGCCACACAGGAGAAAAACCCUACCUGUGCUCAGUUUGUGGCAAAGGCUUCUGCCAUAAAGCGCACCUCCUUCGACACGAGAAGAUCCACACAGGCGAGAAGCCCUAUAAAUGCUCGAAUUGCGGCGAAAGCUUUAAGCAUAGAACAGAUCUCAUCGGCCACGAGAGAAGUCAUUCAGGGGUCAAACAGUAUACCUGCACAACCUGUGGGAAAAGCUUAAGUGGGAAAUCAAACCUCAACAGACACAAGAGAAGCCAUACUGGUGAGAAACCCUAUACCUGCUUGGUCUGUAGCAGAAGCUUCAGCCAUAAAGCUCACCUGAUUAGACACGAGAGAAUCCAUACAGGAGAGAAACCGUAUAAAUGCUCACACUGUAUGAAAAGUUUCAAUCAGAGCUCUACCCUCGUUGCCCAUGAGAGAACCCACACAGGAGAGAAACCGUAUAAGUCCUGAGUCUGGAAAGUAGCUUUUGUUUAGGUUCAAGUGCUAGUGAUUGUGAAGUAAUCACGUCUUUUGUCUUUUUAAAAUACAUACAUUGCCUUGGGGA